AAACCAACCAUGAGAGAUCUAAGAAUAUAGAUAAAACAAGAGAGAAAGAAAAAAUGGUGACACUACUCCAUCUUCCCGAAAACCUCAUGCAAAUUGCUACUUUAAUUCAGAACGGAAAUACCGAAGGCUUAACCCAAAUGAUGGCGGAGUUUAAUGAGAAUGUGAAUGCCAUAUUGACUACGGAAGGUCACUCAGCAAUUCACCUUGCUGUUCUAGGCGGUCACGCCGGCUGUGUUACGGUGAGCAUUGUUGCUGGAAUUGUGUGUAUCAAAAAUGUUGAUAUUGGUGAAGAGAGAUUUACAUAUGUCUCUCCAUCAGCUGCGGAAUUGCCUAGCAAAAUAUUUAUUCUAGGGGCUUUGACAUGGCAUGUAACUUGA
This is a messenger RNA of Arabidopsis thaliana (thale cress), 377 nucleotides long. RefSeq names its product pre-mRNA cleavage complex II protein. NCBI's taxonomy places the organism in Eukaryota, Viridiplantae, Streptophyta, Magnoliopsida, Brassicales, Brassicaceae. Gene Ontology annotation, biological process: mRNA 3'-end processing. The transcript has 3 exons. Bases 54 to 377 code for a protein of 107 amino acids. The record is from RefSeq and is marked reviewed.